CUGAUAUGCUUCAGAGUCAAAGAUAUAGAUUUAUUUAUCCAAAUAUUAGAAAAGGCCUCCACGCGCAGUCGUACGGAAUAGGUUUGUAGAAUUUAAUUCCGACUCAAGGCACUUCACAUCUCUCGAGUUUCCCCGACCAAGAAAAAUAGUAGCCUCGUUUGUCCUACUCCCUUUUUCUCCCCUCCAUUUAUUCGUCGUUCACUAUAUUUCCUUUUUCUCCCUCUUCGAAAUUCCUUUUCUUGCUUUACGAGCUAUUACCUUCCUUUUAUGAAUUUGUCACCUGUUGGAUCGUUUUUUUGACUUAGCAAUGCUUGUUUAGAUCGAGCUGUCACCGCCGAACGAGUUUCCACGUACACGCAUCCUCACCCAACCUACUCUCAAGAAUCAUAACAGACGCCCUUCCUCCUGGGUACAUAAAGGAAAAAGGAAGAAAGGAGAAAGAAAGAAACACCCGCAAUCGUAGACAGAGAUGUCCUCAGGGAGUUCCUCCACAGAAGCGCACACCAACGGCAGUUCUGCAACGAGUCCACCCUCUACCCUCAGCGGCAAAGGCCGAACCAUCCCUCCGAAAGUCACCCAGGAAGAUGCCAGCGUUGAACUCAAGACAAUGAACUCAGAGCGUGGACCGGUCAAAGGAUCAAUCCCACUUGGUGAAGAUAUCAUGCAGAUUGCCCGAAUAGGGGAGGUCUCUGCCAUGCAAAGAUUAUUCGACGAGAAGAAGUUCAGCGCCAAUCAUAAGGAUGAGGAAGGGAUCACUCCAUUACACUGGGCUGCGAUCAACAACCAAUAUGCCAUGUGCAAGUUCUUACUAGACUCUGGUGCCGAUGUCAACGCUAAAGGAGGAGAAUCGAUAGCUACGCCGGCAAUGUGGGCAGCUCAGCGGUGUCACUAUUAUAUUGUUCACCUUCUGCUACAACGCGGUGCCGAUCCUCUUCUUACUGAUGUCCAAGGCUACAAUAUCCUUCACUUGGCCACUAUUGACGGAAACGCCUUCUUACUGGUGCUGCUCUUACACCAAGAGAUUCCAGUGGACGUCAUCGACCAACAGGGACACACGGGACUGAUGUGGGCCGCUUACAAGGGAUAUCCGGCCUGUGUGGAUUUGUUUUUACGAUGGGGUGCCAAUGCAAACGCGGUCGAUGACAGCGGGCUAACUCCCCUUCAUUGGGCCCUCGUUAAGGGAUCCUUGCCUUGUGUUCUAAAGAUGAUCGAGUAUGGUGCAGAUAAGUUUGCGAAGACCCGAGACGGCAAAACGCCGGCCGUCGUGGCCGGGGAGAUGAAUACCACGCGUGUGUGGUACCGUGCUUUGGAUGAAUGUGGUUAUGACUUCGAUGGGAAUACGAAGGUUAGUUCGUUUGGGUUAACAUCUUGGAUACGAAACAAGAGCUUGAUGUCCAAAUUCUUUUUCCUUUGGCCUUUCGCCAUUGUUUUUGCGGCUGUGUGGAUCCUAAGCAAUAUGGUCGUCUACGCUGCUAUUCCUGUGAUGCUGGUAACCGUGUUUGGCCUACAAUGGGUUGCGCAGAAGGCUGCCAGCCAAGGUCCAACCGAAUACAGGGUUCUCCAGAAGACGCCGUAUCUAUCCGGUGUCUUUGCAGGCACUCUGUUCUGGGUGGGCUUCAGAUACGUCUUUAAUGUCCUACCAGUGACGUAUUCCACCUCUCCAAUCUUGAACGUGCUUUUUACCAUAUUCUUCUCCCUCACAAGCUAUUUUUAUAUUUACGCGAUGACCGAAGACCCCGGGUUUGUUCCAAAACUUGGCAGUAGAAACCAGCAGAGGGCAGUAAUUACGGAGCUCUUUGAACAGUGGAAAUUUGAUGAAGAAAAUUUCUGCGUUUAUUGCAUGGUCCGAAAACCCUUGCGAAGCAAGCAUUGCAAGCGUUGUGCGCGCUGCGUUGCAAAACAUGAUCACCAUUGUCCCUGGAUUGACAAUUGUGUCGGGGCAAAUAAUUUGCGCCAUUUCGUUCUGUAUAUUACUUGCUUGGAGGUUGGCAUUAUCUUGUUUGUGCAGCUGACGUUGAAUUAUAUCCACAGCUUGCCAGCGCCCGCGCAGCCCCAGUGUAAUAUUAUCAAUGAAGCCCUAUGUGACUUUGUGCUUCGUGAUACGUUUACCCUUGUUCUCGAUCUGUGGGUAUGCAUUCAGCUGGUCUGGGUCACCAUGCUUGUUGCCGUUCAGAUGAUCCAAAUCUCUCGGAAUCAGACGACAUAUGAGAACAUGAGAGGUCAUUCAAUUGACCGAAGCUAUCCAAGCUCGCGGGCUUUUGCUUCUGCCGUAACUGCUGGGACAACCUCCCUUGAUGCAGCUGGCCUAUCAUCCUCUGGCCAAGGUCCGAAUCCCGCCCUUGCGCGGAUUUCUCCUCGCCAUCGGAAACAUGGCUGCUUGCAGCAAUGGUCAUCUCUUCUUGGAAUCGAUACGUUCUUUGCUACUGCCCGAGAUGGGUUGCGAGAUAGUCCGCGUGCCGCCCGACCCAAGAACCCGUUUUCGCGGGGCGUUGUCACCAAUUGUCGGGAUUUCUGGUGUGACCCGGCCCCCUACUUUGGGAAGCGAGAACCGGGUGCGGGUAUGCUUGGUGGUGAGGUGAUCAACUAUAACCGCAUGUAUGAAAGUCCUUCACGGAUGCAUAGCGGUGGUGGGUAUCGGAGUCUGGCAGAUGAAGACCCUGAACAGGGUGUCUAAGCAUGUCUCCGUUGCUUAGUGGCCAGAUCCUCCUUAGCAUGUGUUCCUGUGGGCCGUUAUAUAACCACCACGUUCUGCAAACGCAAAUAUAAUGAUGUCGGACGACGCCGAACUGAUACGCCUAAUUGUAUCAAAUGUUCAUGCAUGGUGUACCUCUUUAUUUCUUUGCUGCUUUCCUUGUAUUAUGUUGUGCAUAACCAUAUCAUGCCGUACUUACUGUUAGAGUCUCUGCUGGUCAUUUCCAGCUCAUGUCAAAUCUGUACUUGUUCAGAGUAAAUACCAAUGGACCUGUUGUGAUUUAGUCGCAAA
Molecule: messenger RNA, 2983 nt
Organism: Aspergillus alliaceus
Lineage: Eukaryota; Fungi; Ascomycota; Eurotiomycetes; Eurotiales; Aspergillaceae
Product: ankyrin repeat domain-containing DHHC palmitoyltransferase family protein
Exons: 6
Coding region: 470-2674 (734 amino acids)
Biological process (GO): protein palmitoylation
Cellular component (GO): Golgi membrane
Molecular function (GO): palmitoyltransferase activity; protein binding
Source: RefSeq, a predicted model, not a curated record